Messenger RNA from Glycine soja, 862 nucleotides. RefSeq names its product putative germin-like protein 9-2. Gene Ontology annotation, molecular function: manganese ion binding. NCBI's taxonomy places the organism in Eukaryota, Viridiplantae, Streptophyta, Magnoliopsida, Fabales, Fabaceae. The record is from RefSeq and is a predicted model, not a curated record. The transcript has a single exon. Bases 81 to 698 code for a protein of 205 amino acids. Gene Ontology annotation, cellular component: cell wall.
AAUGUUUAUCCAAGACUAAGAACCACACAAAACCAGAGUCGUUAACUUUCUUUCUCUGCUUCGACUAGCUAAUUAGAAACAUGACCCUAAACUUCUUAGGGUUGAUUUUCUUUCCCUUGCUAGUGCCUGCCUUGCUUAUCAUCAACAAUGCUCUGGCAAGUGAUCCAGAUAUCAUAUAUGACUAUGUUUCACCACAGAAUAGCAGUGUCAAUGGAAGCUUCUUUACUUACACUGGAUUAAGAGGAGUCCUUCAUCAAAUUCCUCAAUCUUUCAAGGCAACAAAAGUAACCCUGGUUGAAUUUCCUGCUCUCAAUGGACAAAGUAUAUCAUAUGCACUAUUUCAGUACCCUGCUGGUAGCAUCAACCCUCCUCACAUCCACCCCCGUGCCGCCGAGUUUCUGUUCCUUGUAAGUGGCUCCCUGCAAGUAGGAUUUGUUGACACUACUCGCACACUUUACACACAAAACCUUCAAUCAGGUGAUAUGUUCAUAUUUCCUAAAGGGUUGAUACAUUAUCAGUAUAAUCCACAAUCAGUUCCAGCCACUGCUAUAUCUGCUUUUGGAAGUGCAAAUGCAGGAACGGUUUCAAUACCUCAUUCUAUUUUUAGUACGGGAAUUGAUGAUGUAAUCCUUGCCAAGGCUUUCAAGACUGAUACUUAUACAGUGAAGAAGAUUAGAUCUGGCCUAAACAAACCUUAGAAUUGCAAGCUAAGCUUUCAUGUACUACUUCCUUCUAGUCUCUAAAUAAAGUUCCUGUAGCUUCUGCAUGUGUGAAUAUUAGCAAGAAAUCUAAAAACCUUCAUGUUUUCAUAAUUAACUUAACUUGGUCAAGUAGGGGCUGUGAAUUGUAUUAUGCCACUGAA